UACCCCGCCAUCAUGAUCAACAAUAUUCAUUUGAUUAUAAUAUAUCCUCCCCAUCUAGCACGUCAACUAUACAAGAACAUGUCACAAUGAAGAUCCUCCUUUUACUCUCAUCAACCUUCACCUUCCUCCAUACCAUCUCGUCAUCCAGCUCCAACACAACCUUCAUCUGCAAAACCGACCACGACUGUCGGCUCAACGGUCUCUGCUCUCUCACCACCUCCACCUGCAUCUGCGAUCCUGGCUGGACAUCCCCCACCUGCGGUGCUCUCGAUCUCCUCCCCGCAACACUUGGAACAGGCUAUAACAAAACAUCCUUCAACGCUUCAUCCUGGGGCUCGAAGAUAAUCCAUGACCCGUCCAACUCCCUGCUCUUCCAUCUGUUCCUCGCCGGAUUCACACACCAGUGUGGACUAGACUACUGGUCUCCAUACUCACGAAUUGUCCACGCUACUUCGCUUGAGGGACCUGCUGGGCCUUAUGAAUUUCAUUCAGAGGUCGUGGGCACAUUUGCUCACAAUCCUACAGUGAUCUGGAGUCCUGCUGAUGAGAAAUGGUUGCUUUAUUAUAUCGGCUGUCCCCAAUCUGUGAACGCUACUUGUACUUCACCCUCUUUCUCGUGUGGUCCAGGAAAUUUCAUCAAUGGUGAAUCGGGAAUCUCGGUUCUUUCUUCGGAAGAUUUGUACUCUUGGACUCCUCACGGACAAGUUAUGUCGGGGAUGAAUGAUGGAGCUUGGGAUGCUGAUAUCACCAACCCAUCUCCCCACCCACUAGGAAGGAAAGGAGAAAUGUUGUUAGUGUACAGAGGUUGCCCGUUCAAUUGCUCCGGCAAUGAACUCAUUUCUCUAUCCACCGCUCCUUCCUUCCUAGGUCCCUACACUAAGCUAUCUUCUCCCAUCUUCCCGGAAAGUAACGAAGAUCCGUUCGUCUGGCAAGACAAAAGAGGGAAUUGGCACAUGCUUCUCCAUUCCCUUGAACCAGAUGGAGGAUUUGGAAGUGGGCCCAUGGUGGGCAGACAUGCGUUCGCGGAGAAGCUGGAAGGGGAAUGGACUUUCGAUGCAGAAACAUUGGCGUUUAGUGCUGUAGUUGAGUUUCAGGGAGGGGAGGUGAGGGAGUUCUAUAGGCGAGAGAGGCCGCAGUUGUUCUUUAGUGAGGAUGCGGAGAUGAAGCCAUUAUUCUUGAUGACUGGGGUGCAAGAGGUGGGGAGUGAGAUGAGUUAUAGUUUGAUUCAGCCGAUUGAGGGGGCGAGGGAGUGGGAACAGGCUCUGGGUAUUUGAUGACUAGGCCUGAGGAGGGGAGAAUGGGCUCAGAUUUCUCCUUGAUGUGUGGUCGAGGAAGAGGGACAUUCAACUUCAUCGCAUUCUGUUACAACCAGCGUAACUUGUGUCCAAAUAGGAACUCGGGCCAACAAAGCUAUCAACAUCCACAUACAAUCAUCUCGCCCUUCAAAGAUCGAUG
Mollisia scopiformis is the source of this 1455-nucleotide messenger RNA. RefSeq lists its product as uncharacterized. The record is from RefSeq and is a predicted model, not a curated record. The transcript has a single exon. The coding region runs from base 87 to 1274 and encodes 395 amino acids. NCBI's taxonomy places the organism in Eukaryota, Fungi, Ascomycota, Leotiomycetes, Helotiales, Mollisiaceae.